CGGCGCCCCUGCGCUGAAGCGGGCCACUCUGCAAGGCCGCCGGCGGAGACGCGAGGGCCGCCGCGAGGAUGCCGCGCGCACCGCGGGGAAGCUGCUGGCCGUGCAGAUGCAGCGGCUCGCGGAGGAGGAGGAGGAGAAGCGCAAGCGGCGCGCAGAGGCUGCCGAGCCCGAGGAAGAGCAGGAGCAGCUGCCGAGCAUGGACCAGAUCGUGUAUGCGGACGAGCUCGGCAUGUCGAAGCAGGAGCGCCAGAAGAACAGGGUCUUCCGCAAGCAGGAUGCCUACCACCUUCCGGAGCUGGAGAACGGCAUCGAAGCCAUGGGCAAGCCGAGCGACCCGCGCAUCAUGAGCGUGGAGGAGCUGGAGGAGUACGCGAGGCAGUUCCACAACGGCGAGGACAUCAAUCUCUACGACUUCAGCAAGAUCGACUUCGACGGGGAGUUUUUCAAGAGCUUGCCGCCCGCUGACCGCUACAACAUCCUGAAUGCCGCUAGGAUUCGGAGCCGGCUGAGGAUGGGCCUGAGCAAAGACCAGCUGAACGGCAUGUUUCCGGAUCGCAUGGCUUUCUCGAGGUUUCAGAUCGAGAGAGUCCAGGAGAGGAAUAAGCUCACGCAACGCCUGAUGUACGAGAUGGGUAUGGCCGGCACCGAUUUGACCAUCGGCGUGAAUCGCAUUGCCGGCGACCGCAAUCGCGAGUAUAUCCUUGUCAAGAACGAAGGCGCCGAAGGAGGCUGGGCUCUGGGUGUCGUCAGCAGGGACAAAGACAGGGGCCAGAUUCACAAGCCCAUAGAUGUCGACGCGUUGGACUUCCAGUACCAGGGCCAGGACGACGAGGACGAAUGGGAGGAUGAGGAAUUCGAGGAUGUCCCCAUCGAGGGCCUGAACAGGUUGCCCAAGCCUAGGGCGGAUGAUGCAGAUGAAGGGCUUUUCGUUGACAACGACAACGCAGGCAAGCUCUUCGAAGACGAUGAUGUCGUCCAGGCCGAUGAGGACGAAGACCUCAGCCGGGCCAUUGCAUUAUCGCUCCAAAACCAGCACGGAGAAGGUGUGCGGAAUGGCGAGGAAGGGGACGAAGAACUCGAGGACGCGCCAGCGCCGGAGUGGACGCAAAAGGCCGUGGAAGUGCCGAAACCCAUCUCUGGCACCAACACCAGCGGGCGGAUAGUCGCACACAUCGUGAAUAACAGAGCAAACGCUGCCGUCCCAAGGCGCCGAGACAGCGGGAGCAGCGACAGCGACGUCGAUCUCCAGGCAGCGCUGGCGGCAGCGAGGAAGAAGCAGCCGAGGGCGCAACCCGCAAGUGUACCCGCGCCCGUCAAGCCAAAUUUCAAGAAUCCAUUCGAUGGGCCGCUCCCGUUUGAGAAGCUCGACUGGCGAGGCGUCUUUGGCGGGAGAAAGGGAGCACCAGCGGAAGAGAAGCCAGACAGUUCCAAGAAGCCCCAGGAGGUCGAGACCGGUGAGCUGGAGGCUGUGUCUGACGACGAGGCCGGGGGGUUUGAGCGGGAGCCCUCUGAUGGCGUGCCCGUACCCGUGCGCGACGAAAAGGACGAUAAUAAACCGCGACCGCUGCCGCCGUGGUUGAUGGACGAUACGGAUAUUCGGGAGUCGGUGAAGAAGCAACAGGAGCUGGAAAGGCAGAUGAAUGCGGAGGAUGAGGACGUGGAAGAGCUGCGGUUUCGACAGGACCACGACGACGACGUCAUUGAGAUCGAGUCUUCCAGCGAGGAGGGGAGCGAUGUGGAGAUCUUGGAUGCGCCGCCUCCGGCUAAGCCGCCCAGCGUUAAGAUGCCCGGAGCCAGUCUCCCCUCGGUGGAGGAUGAUGCUGCGACGCAAUCAGCCCGGAAAAACCCUACGGAUUCUGCUGCUGCUGCUGCUGCUGGUAUAUUUAGCCAGGCCGAGCCUGCCAUGGGAGAAUCGGAGGACGAAGAAAUAGAGUUUGAGGAUGUGGUUGUGCCUGGCGAACCGGAGCAAGCUGUUGAAGCGCCGACCCAAGAUGCCGAGAUGUCGGAAGAAGCCCGAAUCGAAGUCGAGCUGUUCGGCGAGAGUACUCCUCCCCCGACGCAACAAGUCAGAACUGAAGGAUUGGCCGCGCCCCGCGAAGGGUCGCCUGUCGACCCCGAUGCGCCUGGGCCCGAGGAAUUCGACGACUUCAGCGACCCCGAGGAGGAGGAACUUCUGGCACAGAUGGCCGAGGAGGCCGAAGAGCACGCUCGGUUUGCGAGCCAACUGAACAGCAAAUCCCAGCGCGAGAACCAGGAAGCCUACGAAAAAGAGCUGCGGGCUUUGCGCACCCAACAGAAGAAGGACAGACGCGACGCAGACGAGGUCACCCAGGUGAUGAUCACCGAGUGCCAGGCUCUGCUUCGCCUGUUCGGCAUCCCCUAUAUUACGGCGCCCAUGGAAGCCGAAGCGCAGUGCGCCGAACUGGUCCGGCUUAACCUGGUCGACGGCAUCGUGACGGACGACUCGGACACCUUCCUCUUCGGCGGCACACGCGUCUACAAGAACGUGUUCAAUGGCAACAAGUACGUCGAGUGCUACCUGGCCAAGGACCUCGAGACAGAACUCUCCCUCUCGCGGGAGCAGCUCAUCGCGCUCGCGCAGCUGCUCGGGUCGGACUACACCGAGGGGCUGCCCGGCGUGGGGCCGGUGACGGCGCUGGAGAUCCUCUCCGAGUUCCCCGGCCGCGACGGCCUGAGCCAGUUCAGGGACUGGUGGCAAGACGUGCAGACCGGCGGGCGCCCCAAGGAGGCGGACGCGGGCUCGCCCUUCCGCCGCAAGUUCCGCAAGGCGCACGCCACCAAGCUGUUCCUGCCCCUCGGCUUCCCCAACGCGGCCGUGUUCGACGCCUACCUGCGCCCGGAGGUCGACAACAGCCCGGAGCCGUUCCAGUGGGGCGUGCCCGACCUGGACGGGCUGCGCCAGUUCCUGAUGCGCACCAUCGGCUGGAGUCAGGAGCGCACGGACGAGGUGCUCGUGCCCGUGAUACGCGACAUGAACCGGCGCGAGGUGGAGGGCACGCAGAGCAACAUCACGCGGUUCUUUGACGGCAGUGUGGGGGUCGGUGCCGCUGCGAAGGAGGCGUUUGCGCCGAGGCAGAGAGCCGCGGGCGGGAGUCGCCGGAUGGCGGAUGCGGUUAGUCGGUUGCGCGCGAGGACGGGUGGUGGUGGUGGUGGGUUAUCGGGGGCGGGCAUGCCUGUUGCGGCGCCGCCGGAGCCGAAGUUGAAGAAGGGCGGGAGGAAGCGGAAGGCGAGGGAGGUAGCUGUUGUGGAGGAAGAGGGGGAGGAGGAGGACUAUGAGGAAGAGGGGACACAGGGUGAGGGUGGUGAAGUGGAUGGUGGUGAUGGGGACUCGAAGGCGCAGUGCAAGAGGAAGAGGACUGGCAGGGGUAAGAAGUCGAAAGCGUGACCCAACAUCUCUCGGACUCCAGUGCUGCAGGAAUCUUGCCUGCCGUUCGAAGAUUAUAGAGGUCCAUUGUUCUAGGGUCCCUUCAGCCGGCAUGGAUCUCCUUGGCAUCGCAUCUCCUCUGCCGUGAGAUGAAGCUGCAGGUGAUGACUGAGCAUGGCGGUACCGGGUCAUAAGUGUGCCACUCGAACAAUGCAGCGAUGCCACAUACCAGGCAGUACUAAGGGGCCGAAUCGAGAUGGAAUCAACGUGUCAGGUGUCGUUUGACAUACCACUCAGUGCCCACCUGGUCUCUCUGCUUGUAACAACAAAGGUUGGCCAAG
Chaetomium strumarium is the source of this 3726-nucleotide messenger RNA. RefSeq lists its product as uncharacterized. Bases 107 to 3406 code for a protein of 1099 amino acids. The transcript has a single exon. Gene Ontology annotation, molecular function: single-stranded DNA binding; DNA endonuclease activity. NCBI's taxonomy places the organism in Eukaryota, Fungi, Ascomycota, Sordariomycetes, Sordariales, Chaetomiaceae. Gene Ontology annotation, cellular component: nucleus. The record is from RefSeq and is a predicted model, not a curated record.